This is a messenger RNA of Girardinichthys multiradiatus, 4728 nucleotides long. RefSeq names its product zinc finger protein 516-like. Gene Ontology annotation, biological process: regulation of DNA-templated transcription. Gene Ontology annotation, cellular component: nucleus. The coding region runs from base 878 to 4258 and encodes 1126 amino acids. The transcript has 5 exons. The record is from RefSeq and is a predicted model, not a curated record. NCBI's taxonomy places the organism in Eukaryota, Metazoa, Chordata, Actinopteri, Cyprinodontiformes, Goodeidae. Gene Ontology annotation, molecular function: DNA-binding transcription factor activity, RNA polymerase II-specific; RNA polymerase II cis-regulatory region sequence-specific DNA binding.
UGCAAAGUAAACAGAUAAACUUUGUUGUUUUCCUGAAACAAAAAAAUAAAAAAUAGCGUAAUUUUUAAAGCGAAACGUUUGAGAGUAGCCAUUUCCUGCUACAAAAGGCUUAAAAAGUAUCGGCUAAUUCGGAGGCAAAACAAACAAAGCCUAUCUCCUAUUGUGUCGAUCUAUUUCUGAGCGACGAAAUAUCCCACCGCACCCAAAGGCAGCAUCAGGGAAAAGAUAGGAGAGGAGAAACACGUAGAGAGAGAGACAGAAACAGAAAGAGGAGAGAGGAACCUGUACUGCUCUAUAACACAAGGAAUUUACCAGAUAACAAUUUCUUGUUCCGUUUUGCACAAACUUAGUUUUUAUUUUGUUUUUCUGCUGUCAGUCUGCAGACAGAGUGGACUCCCCAUCUAUGUCUCUGUGUUUGUGUACUGGAUCUUCACCUCUGUAGCUGUAUACAGUUUGCUUUUGGAGAACUGCACCGGUUUGUUUUUUCCUGCGAGGGUUUUGAGCUGAGUGUUGCCUUUACUGGUCCUGUGAUAGAACGCUCACUACAACAUAUGUUUGGAAAUACUCUAGAACCAAGGCUAACUAAGCCAGCACAAUGAGUACCAAAAAUGUUGUGGAUUAGCAGAACCUAUGGAAAAUCCCCCUAGCCGACAGUGAUGAUCAGGAUCUAAAACAGAAACUGAUAUGUUGAGUUUUUACUUGAGCAGUGAAGUACCCAGUUCAUUGACGUUAUCAGUACCUUGAGAGCUGAGUGUGGAAUUUUAACUGACAACAAAUACAGAAAGACAUUCCUAGAUGUACUUCUCAAGAUAGCAGUGAUUUCCUAUGUUACUGAGCUUGUGAAUGACCAGGCACAAAAGGCGGUGUCAUCCAUACUAUGAAUCCUAGAGACAGUGUAGAAAUCAUGGAGACACAGGAGAAGCUGAUUGGCGAAAAAGCCAAUUCUGGAAAGGAGUUUGAGGGCGAGGAUGACAAAAUCCCAGAGGCUUACAACUGCAACAUCUGUGGACGCAGCUUCCCAUUCCUGAGCUCGUUCUCUCAGCACAUGAGACGACAUACAGGUGCGCGCCCAUAUAAAUGCCCCUACUGCGACCACAGGGCCUCUCAGAAGGGCAACCUCAAAGUCCAUAUCCGCAGCCACAAACUAGGUACGCUGUCCAGCCACCACUCUAAUGAGGACGAAGAGGGCGGGGCAGAGGAGGAGGAGAUGAAGGUUUCUGAGGGUCUCGAUGGAGGUACCAGUCCGACAAAAAGCAGCUCUGCCUGUAACAAGAUGAUCAACGGAGACGCCAGUGAGGAAAGUCGAAGGAAAAUGCCGGCCCGGAGCAUGAAAAGGGAAAAGUCUGUCAGCAACCAGCGGCCAUACUGUUGCCGCUUGUGUGGGUACGAGGCCCAGCGGGAAGACCAGCUCCUUAGCCACAUUGAGAAAGUACACAUAACAGCGGACGCAGAAGAGGAUACAGUCACGGUUAAGGAAGAGGUCAUAACUGAGCCUGAUACCACCCAACCACAAAGCGAUGGGACAUUCCCCUGCGAGACCUGUGGCCAAGUGUUCAGCCAGGCCUGGUUUCUGAAGUCUCACAUGAAGAAACACGCUGGAAUCCUUGACCAUUGCUGCCGAAUAUGUGGAAGAAGGUUCCGCGAAGCUUGGUUCCUCAAGUCUCAUAUGAAAACCCACAAUACCAGAUCCAGGUCUCGCUCCAAAGCAGAUUCAGCAGAGCCUCCCGCCACUAUAAAUGAUGUAGCCCAGGAUCCUGAUGCUGUGACGCCUUCUGUUACAUCUGCUUAUCAGAUGUGCUCCAAAUGUGGAAACAUUUUCCACAGCAAAGAGAGCCUAAGAGCCCACGAUAAAGUUCACAGUCCUAACUGUGGCAGAAAAUCCCCAGUGCACUGCAGGUCUACUGAUGAUGAAGAUUCACCAGCUGCUAAGAGACUGUUGCUCGAAUACCUUAACCUACAAUGUGUUGAGGGGAACAUGCUGGAUGAAGAGGAGGACAGUGAGAAAAGGACUCUUGGUCAAAGAAUUCCACAAUUAGAUCCAGUUUGUAGUUACCAAGCUUGGCAAUUAGCCACAAAAGGAAGGGUUGUGGAGCCUGUGGAGCCAAGUUACAAAGCCUUAUAUGGGGGAGGAAGCAUGGAGGAUGAAGCCCUCACGGAGGCCGCAGUGGUUUAUGAGAAGGAGAACAGCCGUUAUGUCCUGCAAGGGCAAGUAAAACGCAGCUCAGCGAGACGCAGCAGCUCAGGGUUGGGAAGCCACACAUCUUCAGGAGACAGGACACCUGAGAGCUUCAGCGACUCCGAGUACCGCCCAUCAAGUCGACAGGACAGACGGCGACCAUCCCAGUCGCAAGCCUCUUCCUCCAAGGGCAAGGAGUGCUUUGAGUGUGGCAAGAUGUUCCGCAGCCGCCAUCAGAUGAUCGUCCACCAGCGGGUCCACAGAAAGGAUGGAGGCAGGGCCCCAGUGGGAGACAAGGAAAGAAAUACAAGAGAUGAUCAGUGGGGCCUCGCCAGUGAUCCGGAGUCCGGCUCCCCUAGCAGACCCAGCACCCCAGGGUAUGGAGACUCUCCACCUGCACUGACGCUUGGAGACCAGGCUUCUGAGAUGGGAACCUCAAACUCUGGAGAGAUUGUUGAUGAAAAGCCGUAUAUCUGCAGCCUGUGUGACUUUGUCACUGCAGAGUCACAGUCCUAUGUCACUCAUGUUCGUGUCCAACACCCGACUGCCUCCAAAGACAGACCUAGCCCCGUUCCCAGUCCCAGCACCAGCUUAGACAGGGGGACCCUCAGCAAUUAUCCCAAACUCAAGAAAACCCUCAAUCCUGGGCUGAAAACCUCUCCUAAUGCUUACCUCUCCGCUCGCCCCUCUCCAACUGAUCCUACCAUGAUUCCUAUGGAUUUAUGUGUGAGAGCCAAGGCGAUCAGGGGCAUGGCCUCUUUAACUUUAGAUAGAAAGAACCUCCCAAGCCAUAAGUGCUCCUUCUGCUCUCACUCCACUCGCUACCCAGAGGUGCUCUGGAUGCAUCAGACUGUGGCUCACCGCAUCAACAGCAGUAGCUCCACUUUGGCUCCCAAAUGGGCUCUUAAAAACAACUCCAAGAGUUCCAGGGACGGCUCUUUGUCCUCAAAGAGACGCACUGGACCCCCACCUGUCCUGGAAGGGAGGGAAUGUCAAGCAUUGCCUCCACUGAUGCGCAGCCAGCGCACACGGCCUCCAACCUGCUCCAGCGAGGUUGUAAAAAGCAGGCCAGUUAGUCAUGCAACCACCCCAUCAUCAUGUUCUUUACCCUGCACACCAUCCUCAAGAAUCUCUUCAUCAUCGUCAGGCAACCAGGCUGGAAGAGUCCCUGUACGGCCAACCAGCAGUAGCAGCAGCAGCACCACUAAACACACAGAGGACCAGACUCACCGCUUCAGACCCAAGGUGGACAUCUACCCUCAUGUCAGUGCUCAGGCAUCUUCUGGCUGUUUGGAGAAGAACAACAGGAGCCGCUCUCGUCCUCCUGCCCAAGGCCUCAGUUCCUCUGCAGCGUCCAGGAUGGCCGAUCGCUACAUGAUGCCCCAGGAGGGUCUGGGUUUCAUGCUAUCCAACAAACACAGCCUAGCAGACUACAACCGAGCUCGGCGCUCCCCUAAUCAGCCGCUUCCCAAUUCCCAAAGCCAUAGUCGGCCAAGCCCUUCAAGGCCGAGUGCCAUCAACCACUGUUCGCCCACAGCGCACAUCUACAGCAUCUCUCAGACACAAGGAGCUGUGGCGCAGACUUCCUCCUCCUCCUGCCCCUCCUCAUCUUCUUCCUCAAUACCUUCAGAGAGCCGUAGGGAUGUGAAGCAAGAGAAAAUUGCAGAAACGCCUGAGAUGCCAACUGACGUCCUAAGCUGCCUCAAGAACUACAGCCCGCAUGAGCUGGCUGCUCUCUAUCACCGCUGGGGUGCAGCCAACACUCUGAUGGACCCCACAGGGAUGCUGAGGUCUUUCAGGCAGGGGCAGUACUUCUGCCAUGAGUGCGGGAAGAGCUUCAGUCAGCCGAGCCACCUGCGCACACAUAUGAGGUCCCACACAGGGGAAAGGCCAUUCUGCUGCCAGCUCUGCCCAUACCGGGCCUCUCAGAAAGGGAACCUAAAGACCCACGUCCAGAGCGUCCACCACAUGCCUUUCGAUAACAGCCAGUAUCUUGAUGCGAGAUGUUUGUCCCUGAGCCAGGAGGAGCAGAAAGCAGCGGCUGCCAAACACAUACCAAAUCCACAUGGACGCCGACAAUAGAUUUUACUGUGAUUAAUGGACCAGCCUUGGCAUAAAUUCUUGAACCCAAAAUCUAAACUUAGACUCUUGAUUGACUCACGAUUCUAGAGGAAUGGAGGCUCUUUUAGUUUUUCUUAAUGUUUUUGUGAAGAAGCCUGCCAAGAAAUGUUAAAUUACAAAAACAAAAGUGAAUCAGAUAAGAAUGUCUGAUAAGAAAAUGAACAGAUGUACUGGUGAAAGGUGACUGUGAGGAAAUGAAGAUUGAAAAAUCUAAGUGUCUUCUCUGCAAGAAAGCUGGACUCACCAAAUUUAAUAUUUUGCAUCUGUUUGGUCAUCUUUGACAUAAAUGCUUGGAUCAUUUUAAGGAUUUCUGAGUUUUGUAGCUUUCAGAAUUUAGAUUUUCCUCUUGCUUUUGUGUUUGAGUUGUAAAGUUGCCAAGUGCAGCCUUAGAGAAAAAGUCAAGUCUCUAUAAAGAAGGAAAAAUCCACUCA